Messenger RNA from Micromonas commoda, 1084 nucleotides. RefSeq lists its product with no specific name. The transcript has 2 exons. Gene Ontology annotation, molecular function: ATP binding; protein kinase activity. Gene Ontology annotation, biological process: protein phosphorylation. The record is from RefSeq and is a predicted model, not a curated record. Lineage: Eukaryota; Viridiplantae; Chlorophyta; Mamiellophyceae; Mamiellales; Mamiellaceae. Bases 63 to 995 code for a protein of 310 amino acids.
CGCUUUUCGAUUCCACGAGAACCCUUGGUGUCCCUGGGGGGUCCUUCCACGGCGACGCCUCCAUGAGCGCGAGCAUGUACGGUCGCGGGGGAUCGACCUGCGGGGUUGACCGCAACGCGCUCGACGAGAUCUCCUCGGACAUCUCCUCCGCGAACAUCGCGACGUGCACCGGGCGCGUCGAGCAGUAUCAGCUGCAAACGGUUAUUGGCAACGGGAAGUUCAGCACGGUCUGGAAGGGGGUUCACAUGCCCACGGGAAAGGUGCUGGCGGUGAAGAAAGUUCAGAUUUACGAGAUCAUGGACACGAAGCAGCGCGCCGACUGCGUGAAUGAGGUCAAGCUGCUGCAGUCGUUCAACCAUCCAAACAUCAUCAAGUACACCGACUCGUUCAUCGAGAACAACGAGCUGGUCAUCACCCUCGAAUUCUGUGACUGCGGCGACCUCGGGGGCUUGGUCAAGGACAGGCUCGCAGCCGGGGCGUUCCUGGCGGAGGGACACGUGUGGAGCAUCUUCACCCAGCUCUGCACCGCGGUUUCACACAUGCACGCGCACCGCGUGAUGCACCGCGACAUCAAGCCCGGGAACGUGUUCCUCAGCGCGAGCGGCGUGGUGAAGCUCGGGGAUCUGGGUCUGAGCCGAUACCUCAGCAGCCAGACGGCCCAGGCCAAGUCCAUGGUGGGCACGCCGUACUACAUGUCCCCCGAGUGCAUCCGCGGUCAGCCGUACGAGUGGAGCAGCGACAUCUGGAGCCUCGGGUGCCUCCUGUACGAACUCGCCGCGCUCAGGAACCCGUUCCACAGGCCGGGGCUCAACUACUACACCCUGGGUAAGCUCAUCACCGCGUGCGAGUUCGACCCGCUCCCCGAGCACUACUCGCAAGAGCUGAAGCAGCUCGUCGCGGCUAUGCUUCAGAGGGACGCGACAAAGCGGCCGGGCUUGCCGGAGAUCACCGUGUACGCCGACCAGUGCAGGGCGAAGUUUCGCGAUGUGUGUUGAGCACCCGGAACGAGGAGACGCCGUAUCGUCUAGUACAACGUUAGAACCCUAGUCAUCCAAGGUGUUAACGCGAACGAGAGUUAACCGUG